GUUACUAAAUGGCUGUUUGUAUUCCUGGCACACCAGUUUCUGAAGUUUAGGAUUUGGUUUUUACUUUUUGUUCAAAUAACCUCUAGAAAGAGUGAUGUGUCUCUCAGCAUGUCUGUGCAUUGUGCUUAUUAGCUUUUUGGAGGGAGUGAGCUGUUUAUGUCCUUCACAGUGCACCUGCGAUUAUCAUGGCAGAAAUGACGGCACGGGAUCAAGGUCGGUGCUAUGCAAUGACCUGGAUAUGAACGAGGUCCCUACGAACCUACCUGUGGACACUGUGAAGCUACGUCUAGAGAAGACUGUCAUCCGCAGGAUCCCUGCACAGGCCUUCUACUACCUGGUGGAGCUCCAGUACCUCUGGGUGACUUACAAUUCCGUGGCCAGUCUUGAUGUCAGCAGCUUUUACAACCUAAAGCAGCUGCGUGAGUUGCGCUUGGAUGGAAAUUCUCUGGCUGCUUUCCCUUGGGCAUCUCUGCUGGACAUGCCCCAUCUGAGGACCCUGGAUUUGCACAACAACAGAAUAGCCAGUGUGCCAAAUGAGGUGGUCAGGUACCUGAAGAACCUUGCCUACUUGGAUUUAUCAAGCAACAGACUAACCACACUACCACCAGAUUUCCUGGAGAGCUGGUCCCACUUACUUACAACAUCAUCACGAAGCCUGGACCUUACACCACGAAGAAUUAUUCUUGGUCUGCAGGACAACCCUUGGUUCUGUGACUGUCACAUUUCCAAAAUGAUCGAGCUGUCAAAAGUUGCGGACCCUGCUGUAGUGCUUCUCGAUCCACUGAUGAUCUGUAGUGAGCCUGAGCGCCUGACAGGGAUUUUGUUUCAGCGGGCUGAGCUGGAGCAGUGUGUGAAGCCGUCUGUUAUGACCUCGGCCACCCAGAUCACGUCUGCUCUGGGCAGUAAUGUUCUGCUGCGGUGUGACGCUUCUGGCUACCCUACCCCACAGCUCACCUGGACCAGAUCCGACAGCUCGCCAGUUAAUUAUACAGUAAUUCAGGAAUCUCCAGGGGAAGGAGUCAGGUGGUCCAUAAUAAGCUUGACAGGCAUUUCUUACAAGGAUGCUGGGGAUUACAAAUGUAAGGCCAAAAAUUUGGCUGGAAUGUCAGAAGCUGUGGUUACUGUGACAGUGGUUGGUGUUGUCACGACAACCAUAUCAUCAGAUACCUCUGAAAGAACUGGAGAUCACCCUGAGGAAGAAGUCCAGCCCGGAGCUAGAGCUACACACAUACCUGGUUCACUGUCAUCUCCCUGGCCUUCUUCCUCCCCUGCUUCUUCCAUUUUUCUUUCUACUUCUACUUCAUUUCCUCCCUCCACUGCUUUCUUCUCCUCAUCUCCUUUCCUCUCCUCCAUCGUUUCUUCAGCCACAACUCUAAGCACUAGAAUUUCAACAAGCCCCACCAUGGCCAGCCAGCAGUCACUCCAGCUCCACCCAGAUGGGGAAAGAAAUUUAAAGGUGGAGAGGGGUGGAAGUAAGCUUCCCUCAGCCAGUGCAAGUAAAAAAGAAGAGUUGGCAUCAGUGGAUCAAGCGACGCCAAUGGAAAAGAAUGCCACGAUAGAAAAUCUCAGGGUAGUCGGUGAGACUGAAGAGAGUGUGACUUUGAUGUGGAACACCAUCAACACCACACAUAAGUCUGAGAUGACAGUAUGGUACUCCAAGUAUGGUGAGAAGGACCUGCUGCUGCUGAAUUCAGACUCCAGCAAGAGCCAAGUAACCAUAGAUGGCUUGGAGCCUGGUAGGCAAUACAUAGCAUGUGUCUGUCCGAAAGGAGUGCCUCCCCAGAAAGACCAAUGUAUUACCUUUUCUACUGACAGAGUUAAAGAAGAAGGUGAUUCUCGAGUGUCUUUUCUUGUCGUGGUGAGCGGUACUGCCUGUGUUGUUGUCUUGCCAUUGAUUUUUUUCCUGUUGUACAAAGUUUGUAAACUGCAAUGUAGGUCAGAAUCCUUCUGGGAAGAUGAUCUGGCAAAAGAAACUUAUAUCCAAUUUGAGACCCUGUCCCCCAGGUCUCAAAGUGUAGGGGAACUUUGGACGCGAAGGCAUAGAGAUGAUUCAGAAAAACUGCUGCUUUGUUCUAGGUCAAGUGUGGAAUCUCAGGUGACUUUUAAAAGUGAAGGUUCGAGGCCAGAGUAUUAUUGCUAAGGUUUUACAGCUUAGGUACAUGUGAACUCCACAAAAUUUCUUCCACGCAAUUAAGGAUCUGAGGAUGUAGUUGACCCUCUGAUUGGAUGACUUUUGUUCAGACUUUCACAUCCUCUAUGAAAAUCACAAAUGGAGUGCUUUUAAUUGUGCUUUAAAAAA
This is a messenger RNA of Leptonychotes weddellii (Weddell seal), 2299 nucleotides long. It is a transcript of the gene LRIT3, whose product is annotated as leucine rich repeat, Ig-like and transmembrane domains 3. Gene Ontology annotation, molecular function: protein binding. The record is from RefSeq and is a predicted model, not a curated record. Lineage: Eukaryota; Metazoa; Chordata; Mammalia; Carnivora; Phocidae.